Messenger RNA from Blepharisma stoltei, 996 nucleotides. Lineage: Eukaryota; Ciliophora; Heterotrichea; Heterotrichida; Blepharismidae. The record is from the annotation of a GenBank genome assembly.
AUGAAUUCCGCUGAGCAGUUAAAUAGAUUCGCUUCAAAAAGAUACAGUGAACCUCAAAAAUAUCAUCAAGACAGCAAUAAUUACUCUAAUUCACUAAAGAAUAUCAAAAAAAUCUACGCAACUCUUGACACUAGCGUUAUUAAUAAUACAGAAACCACUGAAGAUUCUGUUGGACAACAUUCAAGGAGUUUUAAAGAGAGCUCAGGCAAGAAACCUCAGAAAGCUGGAAGAUUAGUUGAGUAUAACGCGACCCGAUACACAAUUAAUCUAAAGAAAAGCAAGAAAAAAAUAUUACGGAAAAAUUACGAUGCACAUCCAGGACCUGGGGCUUAUAGUAUUCAGCCAGUUUUAUCAAAGUCUCCCAGAGCCACUAUUGGUAAAGCCAAGCGAUGAUACUUAUCAAGAAACUCUGACAAUCCUGGCCCUGGCACAUAUGAAGAUUCAUUAUUGAUCAAACUGAAACAUCCCGAUUAUUCUUUUACAAUGACCUCAAGGGAUGGAUUUGUAAAAGCUGUUACUCCUGGCCCUGGGUCUUAUAAUACAAGCAAAUCAACAAAUGAUGGGAAGCCCGCACUUAUAAUCCCUAGAAGACCUCAGUCAGCAGCUCAUUCAACGCCUGGCCCUGGAGCAUAUUCAUCAAAAACUACCAAAUCAACUUCUCCAAAGUGAACAAUUGGAAAAAGCCAAAGGUACCAAAAUAACUAUGGCAGAUAUCCUUCUCCAGCUGAAUACUCUCCCAAAGGAGCACUUGAAGCGGCUCCUGCAUAUUCCAUGGGGAAAAGUCAAAAACAAGACACCUUUUAUCUCAGCAAAAAAGAUUUAGAGGUUGAAUACUUUCCAAAAGAAAAAGUCUCAUACGGAAAAUCCUCGACUACUGUAAAAACACAUUUCACUUUCAAAAGCGAAGCACCUGGGCCAGGCCAGUACUUCCCAAACAGUGAGGUUGUGCUUAAAAAAUCCCCUAAAGCUGCAUUCGGUACCUCAACUCGGUUCUAA